GGGAGCCGGGGGCGAACGGAGGUGCGCGUUCCCCGUGACCCCACGCUCCUGCGUGGAGCCGGCAUCUGGGAGUCGCGGUGUCUGGGGCGCCGGGGCGCCGCGCCACACAGCCGCAGAAGGUGGGUGGCCGCUGCGGGCCCAGGCUCUGCAGCGGCGGGAGAGGAUCCGGGCCUCGGCGCGGAGAGACUGCAAGGCCCGGAGAAGCGGCGUAGGUUCACCUUCGUCGCCAGGAAAGCUGCAAGAUGAGCGGCCGGAGGAAGCACGCCCCUCCGGUGAAGGUUGACGAAGAGAGGCGGCAGCAGCUCAGCUGGCACAUGCACGAGGACAGAAGGACGGACAGUGAGCCGCCCCACCCGGGCCCGGGCCCCUCUCCCCCCUGCGUCCUCCUGGACGGCCGCCUGCCCACGGAGGGGCCCGGCCGAGGGAAGAGGAGGUGUCCGGAGGGGGCGGGCAUCUGCAGACCCCGGGCGCAGGGAGAGGCCGGGGCCCUGCGCCAGCCCCCCAGGCCUACGGUCGUGGUCUCCCCCCGUGACCCCGGCGCCUCCUGGCGGGCACUGCUGGGGGAGCUGACCCUGGAGUUCCCCGCCGCCGCCGGCCACCUGUCCCAGAGCAGCUUCACGCUGCGGCCCUCCGACGAGAGCGGGCAGCUCCUGGUCGCCCUUCCCGGGGAAGAGCCUGGCGGCCAGUGGGGCAGCACCGCUGCCGUGAGCCCCUCCGUGGGCGCAGAGCUGCUGGAGGAUCUGGGCUGGCUGCAGAGCAAGAGGAGGCUAGGGCUGUGCCACCGGCCCGAGGGGAGUCGUGCCCUCAAGGUUGGAAUUUAUCUUCUGGAAGAUGGCCUGACGAAAAUCGACUUUCCAAGUGAAGCGAGCUCAAGAAUGAAAAAGGUCAAUCAGCUCAUGAAAAGAGUCAUGGGGGAGCUGCACAGUUUUACUGUCCCAGAUGUGUUGGAAGAGGAUGACGAAGAUUCAGAGAAUGAGCCAGAAGGACAGGACAUUGACGAACUCUAUCACUUUGUGAAGCAAACACAUCAGCAGGAAACCUACUCCAUUCCUGUGGACGUCCAGCACCCAGCGCUGAAUCCCGUGUUGAGGCCUUACCAGAGAGAGGCUGUGCAGUGGAUGCUGCAGCGAGAGCGGUUCAGCGGCGGACCACCUAGUGAAAAUGCCCUGCACUUCUUAUGGCGGGAGAUCAUUACACCUGAGGGUUUGAAGCUCUACUAUAAUCCAUACACGGGCUGCAUUACUCGUGAGUACCCAAGUGCCGGACCACAGUUGCUUGGUGGAAUCUUAGCAGAUGAAAUGGGUCUUGGAAAGACAGUGGAGGUUCUGGCUCUGAUUCUGACACACACUCGACAAGAUGUCAAACAAGAUGCCCUCAGUCUCCCUGAGGGAAAAGUGGUGAAUUAUUUCAUCCCAUCAUGUCAUUCUGAAGGAAAAGUGAAAAACAAAGAAACACAGAAUAUGGAAUUUGAACCAAAAGAAAAAGUUCACUGUCCCCCUACACGUGUAAUGAUCCUGACAGCCGUGAGAGAAAUGAAUGGGAAAAAAGGAGUGUCCAUCCUUUCCAUCUAUAAGUAUGUGAGUUCUGUAUAUAGAUACGAUGUUCAGCGCAACAGGAAUCUUCUGAAACGGAUGUUGAAAUGUUUAAUUGUGGAAGGUCUUGUCAAGCAAGUCAAAGGUCAUGGUUUUUCUGGGACUUUCACUUUGGGGAAAAAUUACAAGGAAGAAGAUCUAUAUGAUAAAACAAAAAAGCAGGUAUUUGGGAGUCCAAGGAAAAUUCAGAAAGAAUCAAGAAGAUCAGGGAACAAAGAUACAGAUUCUGAAUAUUUGCCCUCAAAUACCUCUGAUGAUGAUGACGACGACCCUUACUACUACUACUGUAAGGCUAGGAGGUAUCGUAGCAAAAUGAGGAAAAAGCUGGUUCCAUUCACAAAAAAGGGAGGAAGUCAGCCUGACACCAAUCUCAGUUCACAAAACCACUGCCCAGCCACCAGUGACUCUGGAGUGACUGACGUGACCUUGUCUAGUAGUACCAAUGUCUUUAAUGCCACGCCAAAACACGAAGCCGAAGACCAGACUGAAUCUCUAGACCCCACUGGUAGUGGUACGCCCUCUCCUAAGAGUGUUAGGCCCUCUGAUGAUCGCUUUGAGUGCAUAUGUGGUGAACUCAACCAGCUAGAUUGUAAGGCGCGUGUUCGGUGCCUGAAAUGCCACCUGUGGCAACAUGCAAAAUGUGUGAAUUACGAGGAGAAGAAUCUGAAGGUUAAACCAUUUUACUGUCCCCACUGCCUUGUUGCAAUGGAACCGGUGUCAACAAGGGCCACUCUGAUCAUCUCGCCCAGUUCCAUCUGUCACCAGUGGGUGGAUGAAAUCAACAGGCAUGUGAGCUCCUCAUCUCUUCGUGUCUUGGUUUAUCAAGGAGUGAAGAAAGACGGCUUUUUACAGCCUCACUUUUUGGCUGAGCAAGAUAUAGUCAUCAUCACCUAUGACGUCCUUCGUUCUGAGCUAAACUAUGUGGACAUCCCACACAGCAAUAGUGAGGGUGGGCGUCGCUUGCGGAACCAGAAACGCUACAUGGCCAUCCCCAGCCCCCUGGUAGCUGUGGAGUGGUGGAGAAUUUGCCUUGACGAAGCUCAGAUGGUUGAAUGUCCUACUGUCAAAGCUGCGGAAAUGGCUCAGCGCUUAAGUGGAAUUAAUCGGUGGUGCAUCAGUGGCACUCCAGUUCAGAGAGGAUUGGAGGAUCUUUUUGGGUUGGUGGUCUUUCUUGGUAUUGAGCCAUACUGUGUCAAACACUGGUGGGUUCGCCUUCUUUAUCACCCUUACUGCAAGAAGAAUCCUCAGCCGCUUUAUAGCUUUAUUGCCAAGAUACUGUGGAGAUCCGCAAAGAAAGAGGUCAUAGACCAAAUUCAGAUACCUCCUCAGACAGAAGAGGUCCACUGGCUCCACUUCUCCCCAGUGGAAAGACAUUUCUAUCACCGUCAGCAUGAGGUGUGCUGCCAGGAUGCGGUAGUCAAGCUCAGGAAGAUUUCCGACUGGGCCCUGAAGCUCAGCAGCUUGGACAGAAGGACUGUCACCUCCAUACUGUACCCACUGCUGCGACUCAGACAGGCCUGCUGCCACCCACAAGCUGUUCGCGGGGAGUUCUUGCCACUUCAGAAGAGCACCAUGACCAUGGAAGAGCUGCUGACGUCUCUGCAGAAGAAAUGUGGGACCGAAUGUGAAGAAGCCCACCGUCAACUAGUUUGUGCCCUCAACGGCUUGGCAGGCAUCCACAUCAUUAAAGGUGAGUAUGCUCUGGCCGCAGAGCUGUACAGGGAAGUGCUGCGUUCAUCUGAGGAGCACAAAGCAAGACUCAAAACUGAUUCACUUCAGAGACUUCAUGCUACCCAUAACUUGAUGGAAUUGUUGGUAGCCAAACACCCAGGAAUACCUCCUACGCUGAGAGAUGGCAGACUUGAAGAAGAGGCUAGACAGCUCCGAGAGCAUUACAUGAGCAAGUGCAACACAGAGGUCGCAGAAGCCCAGCAAGCUUUGCAGCCUGUGCAACAGACCAUACGUGAGCUCCAAAGAAAGGUUCAUCCUAACUCCCCUUGGUGGCUAAAUGUGAUCCACAGAGCGAUAGACUUCUCUGUUGAAGAGGAGCUUGUUCAGCGCGUGAGAAAUGAAAUAACCUGCAACUACAAGCAACAAAUCGACAAACUUUCUAUGUCGGAGAAGUUCCGUGACUGCAGAGGACUUCAGUUCUUACUCACAACACAAAUGGAAGAGCUCAGUAAGUUCCAGAAGCUAGUGAGAGACGCUGUGAAGAACCUGGAAGGCCCUCCAUCGCGGAGUGUCAUCCAGUCUGCCACAGCCUGCCACCUGCGCCCAGCCAGGCUUCCUCUCAAUUGUUGUGUCUUUUGUAAGGCUGAUGAACUGUUCACAGAAUAUGAAUCAAAGUUGUUUUCUCAAACAGUCAAGGGACAGACAGCCAUAUUUGAAGAGAUGAUAGAAGAUGAGGAAGGCCUGGUCGAUGACCGCAUACCUACCACCAGUCGGGGCCUGUGGGCAGUAAGUGAGACGGAGCGGUCUUUGAAAGCUUUGCUGUCAUUUGCGAGGUCACAUAGGUUUGAUGCUGAGUUUAUUGAUCAAGGAAGUGCUUCAAUGGACCUUUUUGAAGCAUGGAAGAAGGAGUACAAGCUGCUGCAUGAAUACUGGAUGACUCUGAGGAACCGUGUGUCUGCCGUUGAUGAACUUGCAAUGGCUACUGAGCGACUAAGAGUCCGUCAUCCUAAGGAGCCAAAGCCUAAUCCUCCUGUUCUCUAUAUCAUUGAGCCACAUGAGGUUGAACAAAAUCGUGUAAAACUGCUCAAUGAUAAGACUGUAGCUACAUCACAGCUUCAGAAAAAACUUGGGCAACUUCUUUACCUGAAUAACUUGGAGAAGUCCCAAGACAAAACAUCAGGAGGCAUUAAUCCAGAACCUUGUCCAAUCUGUGCUCGGCAACUGGGGAAACAGUGGGCGGUCCUGACCUGCGGGCACUGUUUCUGUAACGAGUGCAUUUCAAUCAUCAUCGAACAGUACAGCGUGGGAUCUCACAAAAGCUCCAUCAGGUGUGCCAUCUGCCGUCAGACCACGUCUCACAAAGAGAUCUCCUACGUGUUCACUUCAGAGAAAGCCAGCCAGGAAGAGGACAUCCCUGUAAAGGUUUGCUCUUUUCUGAGUGAAAUUAACUACAGAGCUGCAAGGAAUAAGACAGUAAUUAGGAGGGCCCCCCCACCCCUUUCUGAGAAAGUUAUAAUCGAUGAAAGGAUAUCUAGUGGUAAAUAAAUAAAUAUACUUCUUUCAGCAAAACUUGACAUCCUAUCAGUCACACUGCUGCUAUCCAGUGUGUGGAGAUAAACAGAAUCCCAAGAUAAAAUGAACCCUCACUCACCCCAUCCAUGUUUAUUGGGCGCACACUGUGCCGGCACCAUGUCUGGCCUCAAAUCUGCAGCAUAUACUAAUGAAUAAAGUAGGUCUGAGCGAGACUCUUGUGGCUUGUAGUUUGACAGUGAGAGGAAAGGAAUCUGAAUGCAAGUGGGAAGCAUAGACUUUACGUGGUAAGUUGUGGUAAGUAGUGCAAAGGGCUGUCAAGGCUGGCUUCUCUGAGAAGAGAACUAAAACGUGAACAGACCUGGCAGUUUAGGGAGAGAUUGACAGUGACCUUGGUGAUCUUGUGGGGAGAAGGUUGCCAAAAGGAAAAAAAAAAAAAAACCCAGCAGAACACACACAUGGAAAAGUUUGAGGCAGUUGGGUUAAGUAGCAGCUUGUAGGGAACAAAGGAGAAUUGAGUAAGUCUGGAACCAGAGUUGGACCACAUGUCAGGAGGUCAUCUUCAACUUGGAGAAUUCUCUUUGCAUCUGAACCGGAAGGCCGUUAUGGAUAAGAGCAGAGCAGCAUUAAAGCAGAGAAAUAAUCACGAUCAAGUCUAACUCUAAAGAUCUUCAUUUGUUUCCUGCGUUGUUGGAAUUAGAUCAUUGGAAAUACAACCGAGGAGGGAAAAUUGGAAACCACCCAUUGUGGAGAUAAAGCAGUUAUGUUAUGAUUACACUGGUGACGGUGGACAGGCAUGGAUCUGUGCAAAAGCUAUUUUGAGUAUGACUGGUUAGGAAGAUGCAGGGUUAAAAAGAAUCAGCUGAAGAGAGAUUUCAUAGAUGAUGCUUCUGGUUUCUGAUGUGCAUAAAAUCAUGUGCAUAGUGGGGCAGUUGCUGCUGUGUGUAAGAGAUGUGGGUGAGGAGUAGCAGUGGGGCUGCAUUCAGCUGUCUUGUUUAAGUGCAGCCUGGACACAUGCAACUCGAAACAUAAAAUCCAGGGGCACCGGUGUCAUUCAUACUUGACGUCAACAGAGCUGCAUUGAUCCCAGGAAAGACACACAAGCUCCUGUUCUGUGAGGGCCUGCAGAAUUCUCCAGGGUUGUAGAGACUGAAUAAAGGAGAGGUGGUGAGGGAGAAGCAGCUGAAGACAUAGUCCAGAAGAGUGAGCUUGCUAUCAGUAGAGACCGCAGACCCUAUCAGCUGUCACCAGUGAUGCUGCAGGUCACUAACUACACUGUUGACCAGUGUGGCUAAUGGCUUCCCAAGGAAAUGGAGAGGAA
Erinaceus europaeus (western European hedgehog) is the source of this 6114-nucleotide messenger RNA. RefSeq names its product SNF2 histone linker PHD RING helicase (gene SHPRH). The transcript has 26 exons. Lineage: Eukaryota; Metazoa; Chordata; Mammalia; Eulipotyphla; Erinaceidae. The record is from RefSeq and is a predicted model, not a curated record. Gene Ontology annotation, cellular component: nucleus; nucleosome. Gene Ontology annotation, biological process: DNA damage response; protein polyubiquitination; nucleosome assembly. The coding region runs from base 243 to 4808 and encodes 1521 amino acids. Gene Ontology annotation, molecular function: DNA binding; ATP-dependent chromatin remodeler activity; ubiquitin protein ligase activity.